UGAACUCGGGUUUUGGAAGUGUUCAAACAUGUAUGCGUGUGUUUUUUGUUUGCGCUGCAGAUUACUGGAGUUCAUGCAAAUGCCAAGUCCGUGACAGUGAUGAUCCGUGGGUCCAACAAGCUGGUUCUGGAAGAAGCCGAAAGGUCGUUGCAUGAUGCCCUGUGUGUCAUUCGUUGUUUGGUAAAGAAGCGGGCUAUGAUUGCUGGUGGAGGUGCCCCGGAGACAGAGAUCAGUGUGCAUUUGGCUGAGUAUGCACAAACCGUUGCGGGCAUUCAAUCUUAUUGCAUUAGAGCAUUUGCUGAGGCCAUGGAAGUGAUUCCGUUUACUCUUGCGGAAAACGCCGGUCUGAAUCCAAUCGCCACGGUGACCGAGUUGAGAAAUAGGCAUGCCAAGGGGGAAACCUCUGCCGGAAUCAACGUCCGAAAGGCGAGUGAUUUAAAUGGAAAAUAUGGGACGGUGACGAACAUUCUGGAAGAGAACGUUGUGCAACCUCUUCUGGUUUCCACGAGUGCCAUUUCUAUCAAAUGGCGCCUCUGGGAUAACUACCAGGACCCAAGAAAACAUUUGGUACAGGGGUCGCACGGGGGACUCGGGGGUUCACAGAUGCAAGACGAAAGAGAGUGCGCGUAUUGUGACGACAAGAGUGUGUUCAAGUCUCGUGCGGAGUUUAUGCAACAUUUGCGGUCGUCACACUGCAGCCGCGAAGGAGGCUCGUACGUUUGCAAAUACGGCUAUAACGGGGUGUGCGCUUCGUUGCCCGUGGAAGGCGUGGAUGACAAGGACUACGAGCAGCAUGUGUGCAAACAGCAUCUCGGCCCAGACUCGUCUUUUGCCAAUUCUCGCCGUCGAUCCAGCGUUUUGUCCUUGUCGGGAACUGCGACUGGCUCCACGCGGUCCUGGACCCUUUAUUCCGCGUCUCAGAACCUCGCCACGGUGCUCAACGAUCCCAACAGGGGGAAACAGAAAGACCUGUUCACGAAAACAUGGGGCGAGUCUUUUGUGGAGAAGACGAUGGUGUCGCCGAGUCCGCUUUUGGAACCAGUUACCAUAAUGGACCUUGCGCCGUACCUGCGCAAAAACUCAAAGCGGUAUCGCAAACUCUUGAAACGCAAAGCGCUUUUUUCGCCGAAUGUUUCUGCGAAACCGACGGCCGUGCCCGCGACCAGCGACCACGUUGAUCUCCCGAAAGUGGACCAGUUGGUGCAGAUUUUCCCGAAGCUUUCCUCGCUUAAAGUUCAUGAAAAUGUGAUUGGUGACCUGAACUCGAUUCCUGAAAUUUUCCAUGGGAGUGACUUCGAUUUGUCUCGACUGGACCAGUUCGAACGCGUUUUUCCGGAGAACAGAAAUGCGAGCAAGUUGGUCCAAGAACAGUUGUCUCAUUAUUUGGACAUGGUCGAGAUCAACAUCGCUGCGCAAAUUGCGCAGAAUUCGGAGGCCUAUUUCAAAACCAUGUCAUGUCACGAUGUUCUGAUGGCGGACUUGAACACGACCACCUCGAAAGUCAGAGUGCUACGUGCGGAAAUGAGCCGCCUUCGGAAGACUCUGGUUGAGGGGCCCAUGCAGAUCAUUGCACUUUUCCAGCAACGAUCCCGAGCGGCUGUUUUGCUUAAAACGUUGAAGGUGAUGAGAACCGUGCACCAAACCCAAGGAACUGUGCAGCUUCUUUUGGCUACUUCUGAUUUUGUCGGAGCCUUGGAUCUUAUCGCCACUACUCAUGAUGUGCUUGAAGAAAACUUGAAAAAUUUGCGAUGUUUUAGGUAUGUG
Messenger RNA from Notodromas monacha, 1764 nucleotides. NCBI's taxonomy places the organism in Eukaryota, Metazoa, Arthropoda, Ostracoda, Podocopida, Cyprididae. The record is from the annotation of a GenBank genome assembly.